Molecule: messenger RNA, 2059 nt
Organism: Amyelois transitella
Lineage: Eukaryota; Metazoa; Arthropoda; Insecta; Lepidoptera; Pyralidae
Product: major facilitator superfamily domain-containing protein 1
Exons: 11
Coding region: 364-1920 (518 amino acids)
Biological process (GO): transmembrane transport
Cellular component (GO): lysosome
Molecular function (GO): transmembrane transporter activity
Source: RefSeq, a predicted model, not a curated record
UACAGUACUACAAAUUAGCAAGAGCGUAUCGCAUUAUCAUCUGUCUGACUGACAUGACAGAUGGAUUUGGAUUGGUUGCUUUUGUUUGGUACACUUUACAGUAGAAUAUUUAUGAAACAAUAAAUAAACAAAAAAAUUAUUGAUAGUGCUCUUUAUCUCCAAUUAAUAUACUGUGUUUACAAUGCAUGUGUGAGAUGAGUUUAUAAUAUAAAUACUGAGUGUGUGUAAUUUUCUGUUUACUACAUACAUGAGCAAUAGAAUCCUUUUUUAGAUACAAGUGAGUAGCGCUUUUGUUGAACAAAUUAGUCUUAUAUUUAGUACUGCCCGUAUAAAUUGAUAAAAAGUAAAUUAUUGCUGCAGAUAAUGGAUGAAUUAAGCAUGACAAUGGAGAAUCCAGAAAGUGGGAGUGCUCCCUCCCGAGUGCCCAUAACAUCUUGGUGGCAUCCAGCUCACAAGGUUCAUCGCUUCAUAGCUCUUCUUUUGAUGUGUUUUCUUUGUUUUGGUUCAUACUUCUGCUAUGACACACCAGGAGCUCUGGCAGAUAACUUUAAAGUUGACUCACAUUUGAACACAUCCCAGUUUGCACUGUUGUAUUCAAUAUACUCAUGGCCAAAUGUUAUAUUGUGCUUUAUUGGAGGAUACCUUAUUGAUAGAUAUUUUGGUGUAAGAUUAGGAACAAUCAUUUAUAUGACAAUAGUGUUAAUUGGAGCUAUUAUAUUUGCAUUUGGGGUUUACAUCAAUGCAUUUUGGGUGAUGAUUCUUGGCAGAUUUGUUUUUGGCAUUGGAGGGGAAUCUCUACAAGUGGCUGUAAACAAUUAUGUGGUACUUUGGUUCAAAGGCAAGGAACUCAACAUGGUGUUUGGGCUCCAACUUUCAUUUUCAAGAUUUGGGAGCACAGUGAAUUUUUGGGUCAUGGAACCUAUCUACAGAUGGGUGGCAAACUAUUAUGCAGGAUAUGAGAGGCUGGGUGUCGCUUUAUUUGUAGCUGCUCUUACGUGCCUUGUAUCGCUUAUUUGUGGCUUGAUCUUGGGUUGGAUGGAUCAUAGAGCUGAAAGAUUGUUGGGAAGGCAAGAAGCAUCGGCCAAUGAGGAACCCUUCCAUAUGAAAGAUAUCCUUCAUUUCAAAUCUGUAUUCUGGCUAGUCUCUGUGAUAUGUGUUGUAUACUAUCUUGCUAUAUUCCCAUUUAUAGCAUUGGGAAAAUUAUUUUUUGAGAGAAAAUUUGACUUCUUGCCGCAAGACGCAAAUACCGUGAACUCAAUGGUGUAUUUGCUGUCGGCAGCACUCAGCCCGUUUUUCGGUAUUUUAAUUGACAAGACCGGAAGGAACGUGAUGUGGGUUAUUAUAAGCAUUGUGGCAACAAUAGGGGCGCAUUUUCUAUUGGCAUUCACGUUUUAUAAUCCAUACAUUGGUGUGAUCACAUUAGGAAUAUCAUAUUCUUUAUUAGCUAGCGGAUUAUGGCCGUUAGUGGCUUUGAUUGUACCUGAAAAUCAGCUUGGAACUGCAUAUGGAAUCUGCCAAGCAGUACAAAAUCUGGGCCUGGCGACAGUUUUGAUAUUAGCGGGAAUCAUUGUUGACAAAUAUGGUUACUUAAUGUUGGAAAUGUUCUUCUUAGGAUGUCUCUUUAUUUCCCUGAUAGCUGCUGUGCUUGUAUACAUUAUGGACUCUGCUAAUAAUGGUGUUCUUAACAUGUCUCCUAGCAUGAGAGACGCAAUCAAAUUACCGACUAUUCCUGACGAAUCUGCGAAUCUAUUGGAUAAUGAGGAGAGUACCGACCGUGAGGAGCCCGACGCCGUUCGGCCGGUCGAGUCGUCCGUAGACUCCACCCGGAGGGAAGCCGCCGCACUCACGCAGUCCAACAGAAUACGAAGCAGAUACUUAGCACAAAUAUUGCCAAACACUAACAUUCCAGACAGACAAUAGCCAUAGGUAGGCAUAUUUUACUACAGAGCAAAGAUCGCGCCGCGGGCGGGGUGGUCGUUUAGUGCUCCCUGGUGGUUAUUUAUGGAUAUAAAGAAACAAUGAUAUCAUGUAAAAUAAAAUGUAAUAAUGAUUUAAACUA